Messenger RNA from Microthlaspi erraticum, 708 nucleotides. The record is from the annotation of a GenBank genome assembly. Lineage: Eukaryota; Viridiplantae; Streptophyta; Magnoliopsida; Brassicales; Brassicaceae.
AUGUGUGAUGCAUCUGACUAUGCAGUAGGAGCAGUGCUUGGCCAAAAGAUAGACAAGAAACUCAAUGUCAUCUACUAUGCAAGCAAGACUAUGGAUGAUGCUCAGUGCAAGUAUGCAACCACAGAGAAGGAACUCCUUGCCAUAGUCUUUGCCUUUGAGAAAGUUUCGAAGCUAUAUAGUUGGGUCCAAGAGUUUGACAUAGAAGUUGUGGACAAAAAGGGAGUAGAAAAUGGAGUUGCUGAUCAUCUCUCUAGGAUGCGAGUUGAAGACAUGAUCCCCAUCAAUGAUUCUAUGCCUGAAGAACAGCUUAUGGCAAUCAUGAUCUUGAAGGAGAGUUUUGAUGAGAAAGUCAGGCUGGAAGAAGUUAAGGCUCUGCGUGAUGAGAAUUUGCCAUGGUAUGCUGAUAUAGUGAACUUCAUGGUGUCCGGAGAAGUCCCUAGUAGUUUUGAUGCUUACAAGAGGAAGAAAUUCUUCAAGGAUGCUAGGCAUUACUAUUGGGAUGAGCCUUACUUGUACAAGAGAGGACCAGACAGCAUUUACAGGAGAUGCAUUGCUGAAGAGGAUGUACAAGGAGUUCUAGAGCAUUGCCAUGGGUCAGCUUAUGGAGGUCACUUUGCUACAUUCAAAACAGCAACUAAGGUUCUGCAAUCUGGGUUGUGGUGGCCUACCUUGUUUAAAGAUGCAGCAAGCUUACAUCGCAAAGUGUGA